CCGGCGUAAGUUACCGGGAGAGGGAGCGGGUCUCCUUUUCCCCCUAAUAAUAAUCAACCGGCGGAAGGAUGAUCGCUGCCCGGCGUCAGUUCAAUCUCGAUUCUGCUCCACUACUGCCACUGCUGCCUCCCAGGUGGCAUUGCAGUCAUUCUUUCUUUAAUCUAUCAUUGCAUUAUUAUGAGCCGGUCUUUCUCUCCUCUCCUCUCCUCUCCCUUCUUGCUAUCUCUCCCUCAGCGUCUGCGUCUCACCUAGCUCAAUCAUGACGGGUCGAGACUCUGAUAAGGGGCAUCGCUACAUCAUCGCCUUGGAGAAUGCGCGCUGCCAGGAUAAGUGGGAUGAAGUUCCAGAAUUGAUCCGAAAGGUGACCAAGCAUGCUCCGCAGAAGACAUGUCUCCUAGAGGUCGCCAGCGCAGAAUACCAAAUCGCAUCGCACAUCCACAAAGAAGCGUCGACUCCCCGGUCAACCUCCGCUUCUUCCAGCCUCCAUGAAUUGGUUCCGCCCCUCCUUUCCACCGUUAAUAGAGCAGAAGGACCUAAGCAGGAGGUGUUUCAAGCACAAGUCUGCCUGGGAUGGGUACAUUGGACGCUGAAUGAACCAACCCUGGCAACAUCUCGGUUCCCCGCCAACUUCGGGGAAACCAUCCAUGAUCUCGAAAGUGCGGGGGAGGAGCUCUCCCCGUGGACGCAGGCUUGCCUUGUCAAGGCUUGCUAUCUGAAAGCUGCCUCACAACGCAUGAUGUCGGACGCCGGCGAUGCCCUGGACACUCUUGAGUCGCUCAUACCGUGGUUGAGUAGCCACUUGCAGGGUUCCGCCUUGAGUAAUCCUCAGUUCCUUUACUGGUCUGAGAGGCUAGUAGCUGAAGGCGCAUCCAUCACGGUGGAAGAUGCUCUCCGUGACAUUGGCGCCACUGAUGCACAAACCGUGACCACCGCGCUAGGCUUCCUCCGAUUAUGGGCUUCUCAUCCUAACAUAAAGCAAGCGACUGCUUCUCAGUCUGUGCCUGCGGAUAACGCCACGGGUUCGGCACUUCGAUCGUCUCUUUGGAAAUCAUACUACGACCUGUUGACAGCGAUUUUGAGACAUGGGGUGCCAUACAGCCCCUCGACGAACGGACCCGAACGUCCGCAGUUGGCCAGCGAGAUACGACGCGUUGAGGCUGUUUGCGAGGCAAACCUCCUACGCGAGACAAAGUUUCCUGCCGCCGACUCCAGCAACCCACAUGUCGAAGACUGGGUUGAAGAAGUGAUGUCCAAUUGGCAGGUGCUUUGCGGUCCUACCUGGACCGAUGAAGAACUUGGAGAAGGAGGCCAGAACGCUGUUGGCAGAAACGUUCUCGAUAUCCUUUACCGCGCUGCUACCAAAACGUACCAUUCGCAUCUGAUUCUGCGGCGUCUAUUUCAUGUCCAUUGCGCCCUAGGCGACUCUGCUCUUGCGAUCAAGGCGCUUGAUUCGUACAUCGAAAUCGUCACCAGCGCCAAACACAGGGCUGAGAAAGGAGCAGAGUCUGGUGAAUUAGAAAAUGAUGGAACCCUGCUUCGCACUAUCGCCGAGGGCGUCACCGUGUUGUGUUGCUUCGGCUCCGAGAAAGAGGCCGAAAAGGCUAGAGACUUGACGCAGUUGUUGAAGGAUUUUGCCGCAAAGCAUGUUCAGGAAAACAAGGAUCAAGACCAAAGGGUUGUCGUCAUUACGCCCGAAACGAACUCUACUGCCUCUCAAGUCGUUUCUCCAUUGGAUAUUGCCGCGGCGUAUAGAGGCAUUGGUAUAGGACUGGCCAACUGGGCGUACUGGACCCCUAUCAAUGAAGAUCGUGACGAUAUUCGCGCGGAGGCAAUUGACUAUCUUGACAAAAGCUUGGCACCGGAGCUUGAAGACGGGUCUAACCGUUCCUCACUUUACACUCUGGCACUUCUGUUGGCCGAAGACAGAGACAUAGACGGUGCUAUUGAGUAUGUCCGAUCGGCGUUGACAUCAGAUACACAACCACGAUCCGGACAAGCCGACUUUACUCGCGAACGGGAACUUGUUCCCCUGUGGCACUUACUUGCUCUUCUUCUUAGUGCGAAGGAAGAUUUCGAUAUCGCCGAGCGCUCUUGUGAAGCGGCUUUUGAGCAAUUUCCAGCCACAAUUACGUCUUUGGCUCAUAGCGAUAGACAGCCACCCAAGCAUCACCAUAACCCUCAGGAGCAAGCCGUCACUGGUUUGACGCAAGCACUUAUUGAUCAACUUCGAAACCGCGAGAAGGAGCGUAUCAUCGAGACUCGCAUGACUCAGCUCGCAUUUGUUGAGCUCCUCGAGGGGCCAGAGAAUGCUCUGAAUCACAGUGAACAGCUCCUCAGUCUUUUUGCCACCUUGUUUCGCUCUUUGAACCUUGAAACCGAUGAAAAACCCAGUAGCGCUCCGGCCGACCAUCUUGUCCCACCUAAAAGCUCUGCAGGAACAGUGAAGAGUCUCAGGGGGAGUAUCUUUGGACGGCAUCGUGGGCCACGUGCAAAAACAGAAUCAGCUCCUGAUUCUAGGGCUGAGGGUCAUGCGCCCUCUCACACUGGUGCCGCACCCGCUUUACAAAUUACUGGCGAUGCUCCAGCCGAUAGCCAGGCUCCGGCUGGGCAUGGACUUCGGAAGUUGCGGACGAGGGGCAAUACUCUCCAGAAAACGGAUGGCGUGCAAGAGCAAAUUUCCACUCAAUCGAUCGGCAACACCGCAGCCCAGGCAGGUCCUGAUACUGUGCCUCAGCCGCCUUCUGCAACUGUGGUUGGAAUGGCAGUCGCCGAUGCAGCCACACAGCCGUCAACUGCUAGACAGUCGUUGGAAUCUAUACCUCAUAACCAGAAGCAUGAUGAACAACCCCCGCCAACCGGCCACCCUCAUCAACCUCCCGUACAGGACACUCGACUUCCUCUAUCUUACGCAUUCGACUCCCCCACCCGAGCCGUGACCAAGGUCCCACCAAUCCAAUCCCAGAAGCACGCUCUUUCUAUACUUGUCAACAUCUGGCUGCUUAUUGCUGGACUCUAUCGCCGCGCGUCAUCGUUCGAAGACGCACACGAAGCGUGCGAGGAAGCAUCCAAGCAGAUUGUACGUUUUGAGAGCCUUGUUGCAUCGCAGGAGUCAUCCGCACGGGCGUUCCGCGAACGGGGAUGGGCCUGUCCAAAGAGUUGCCAGGACCUCUGGGCCGACCUUUAUGCGGAGCGGGGUCUCUUGUCAAACGCACAGGCUCGCCCGCAUGAAGCAAUCGAGCAUUUUGAAAAGGCCCUUCGGCACGAGAUGGAUCACCCGAAAGCCACAAUUGGUCUGUCCAGUCUGCUCCUCGACAUCUGGGAUCGGAAAAUACCUCUGGAGCCUCCAACAAGAGGGAUUGAACUUGAUCCCUCUAUGUUCCCUUUGUCCUACCCUCUCAGCGAGCACAGGCAGAAGUCAGGUCAAGCUGAUUCAGCUCUUCCGAAUGAAGAUGGUGCUGAAAAAGAGGAAGAGCCUAGACUUCUCAACCGCAUUGCAGCCCGGGAGCGGGCUUUCGGCCUGCUCUCAGCCUUGACGAAACGAGGCAGCUCCUGGGACAACAGCGAGGCUUGGUAUGCACUGUCCCGAGCAUAUGAAGCAGUGGGACAGAUUGAGAAACUGAAAGAGGUGCUAUGGUGGUGUAUCGAGUUAGAAGACCGUCGGCCUAUUCGACCCUGGUCCAGCAUCGGCUCUGGUAUAUAUGUGCUUUGAGUAUAUAUGUUUAGGCCUGCAUCAAGCGUUAUCCUUCGUUCAUUCUGCUGGUCUACUUAAUAUCAUACCUCCAUGAACUUUGUGUCCAUAGAGCAGAGCGUACCAGAUAGUAUUGGCAGGUGGAAGAAAGGAACAUAGAAUAAUUGGGGAUAGGGUUGACGAUUUUGAACUAGAAAACAAGACAUCUUUAUGUACACAUCAAGUCCAAGACAUGGAACGAUUUUGCUUGGCGGUCGAUGGAUCUACCGGGGAGCCGCAACCGGAGUCCAAGCAGAGUACUUGGGGCGGGUG
Molecule: messenger RNA, 4000 nt
Organism: Aspergillus homomorphus CBS 101889
Lineage: Eukaryota; Fungi; Ascomycota; Eurotiomycetes; Eurotiales; Aspergillaceae
Product: putative filamentation protein (Rhf1)
Exons: 5
Coding region: 260-3709 (1149 amino acids)
Molecular function (GO): protein binding
Source: RefSeq, a predicted model, not a curated record